UCUUUGCAAUAAUUUCCCACGCACUUGUUUUCUGCCAGGCGUCAUUUGUAUUUCGUAAAUAGUUUUUUUUUUCAUAAUUAAACGAAGUAGACUGAUAUUUAAACAAUUAAACAUGAAGAAAGUAAUCUUUUUAUGUUUGUUAUCGCUGUCCGUGUGCUUGAGCAAACCAGCUGAAAAUCAAGCUGCUCCUCCCGCGACGACAGCUGACGCCAAAGCGCCAAGCGCGAUAGAGCCGACGCACCCAGUUCCGCUAGCCACAGAAGCACAGCCUCCGGCCAAAGAACCAACGCCGACGGAGAAAGAGAAAGCUGCUCCCGCCCCCACAGUCCCCACACCACAGAACGACAAAGAAAAGAAAGAAACGGCACCGACAAAAGAAACAACAACGAAAGACGCCCCAAAACCUACAGAAGACAACAAAACUCAAAACAAAGAGGAAGAAAAGAAAGAGGCACCUAAACCCAAAGAAGGAGUCGCACCAACCGUUGCAGCUGAUACUAAAACAGUUACAGAGAAAGCGGCCACUGACAAAGCUGAAGAAGGAAAGGCCAAAGAAGGGACCAAGCCAUCGAAAGAUGUCACCCCUAAACCGAGUGAGGCACCAAAAUCCACUGAAACCCCUAAAUCAGACAAGGACGCUCAUAUUGUCGCAUCGGGAGGAUUUAGCGGCCCCAGCUUCAUCGGAGGCAUCAUACUGACCCUCGGUCUCCUGGCCAUUGGAUUCAUGGGAUUCAAAUAUUACAAGAAUCAAACCGAGAGAAACUAUCACACUCUUUAAAUUUUAAAUCUCACUCUCUAUAAUUAUUAUUACUUGUAUAAGUGCACAGAGCUAUGUAUAUUUUGUUUGUAAUUUGUAAUGUAAGUAAUACUUUUUUUUUUGUUAUACAGGAGGAUUAUUUUAUGUUACUUCAUGUUGUGCACUUGGUAUAAUAUUGUAUGUGUAUUUAAAAAAACUGAUCAACAGGGUUCCUGUAGUAUCGAUUUUCUAAGUGUAGCUACAUUUUUACGGUGAACGGUCACUAAUUAUAAUUUUCGAAUUUAUAGCUUAAAAUAAUAUAUUUUUAUGACUCACAGAAUAUUGUAGAAUUUUAGUGUUUUAAGCUCUUUAGUUAUUGGCAUUUAACUCAGCUUUUUUUUUGUUUAAACGUAAGUGGUCUUUGUAUAUAUAUGUGUAACUCGGUGUUUCCCUCUUCAUGUUUUUCUCAUGGGAUUAGCUUGAUGUUUUGCUAAUAAUAAUAUAGUGAAUAAUAUAAAAAAAAACUAUUUUCAGUAAAAAUAAAGUUGUUUAUCACAUGUUUUGAGAUGUAAAGUUUAAACAUUUUCAAGUGCAAUUUAGUGUAAGCAUUUAAAUUUUUAUUUUAUGUACUGUGCCAUGACUUGGUUCUAAACUUUUUUUUUUACAGUAGUGUUCCAUAGAUUAUGCGAUAUGAGAUUGGUUUUUUUUUUUCAAUAAAUUGUAACCAAUGAUCUGUGUCAAGCUGCUAGACUAGUGCUGUAGUAGCAAGACUGCAGUUGAGAUUUGAAACUGACCAUUUCCAAUAAUUCUAAGUCAUUAUAAUGUGCGUAAACCUAAGCUAUACAAUCCGGCUAUAGUUAUUUGAUUCAAUAUCAGUAAUUGACAGACCAAAGAAAAUGUGAGAGCUUCGAUGAUUUCAUUGAAGAAUUAGUAGCUGUAUCGCAUAAUGUGGAAUAUUACUGGUUCAAUAAAUUCAUACCACAUAAAAAUGCUAUAUCCUCACCAAAAGUAUUUAGUUUUAAGCAAAUUAAAUAUUAACAUAAGGAAAAUAUUGUGAUGCAUAAAGUAAAGGACUGGUGUUUUUUUUAAAUAAUAUUGGUCAGGCACAAUCAUCCCGAAUCUCACUGUAUAUAAUUUUCUUAAAACCAGAACUUCAAUGCAAACUUUAUUUUAACCCAAAAUAAUAUAUCUAAGCCAAGGUGAUCAAUCAUAUAGUAGAAAAUAAUUUGUAAUAUUAACUUUUGUUUAACUAUAAGAUAAAAUAAUGGGACAGAUUUGAAUUUUGCUUUUUUAAUAAUAUUAUUUUUAUAAAAAAUAAGCUUAUGAAUUUUAGUUAAGUAGAUAUUUAUAAUUUUGUCUAUGGUUAAUCUCAAUUUUGUUUUCACUUUGGCUCUUUUGAAUCUCCUUCCACAGAAUCUUAGGAAAUGCUUGUGCCGAACCAAUUUGUUAUUAUUUAGCAUGACUUGAUUUGAUGAUGGUUUAGUAAAGUUGAUUCCAUCCUAAAGUGCUCUUAAAUCAGAUCUAUUUACGAUUAAUUCAAAAGCUAUGUUACUGAUGUCAGGCAAUAGUUGUGUUAAAUAAAGUAUAUAUACCAAAAAAA
This is a messenger RNA of Bicyclus anynana (squinting bush brown), 2336 nucleotides long. RefSeq names its product proteoglycan 4. Bases 113 to 778 code for a protein of 221 amino acids. Gene Ontology annotation, cellular component: cytoplasmic vesicle. Lineage: Eukaryota; Metazoa; Arthropoda; Insecta; Lepidoptera; Nymphalidae. The transcript is spliced from 3 exons. The record is from RefSeq and is a predicted model, not a curated record.